Molecule: messenger RNA, 1404 nt
Organism: Parathielavia appendiculata
Lineage: Eukaryota; Fungi; Ascomycota; Sordariomycetes; Sordariales; Chaetomiaceae
Exons: 2
Coding region: 188-1303 (371 amino acids)
Source: RefSeq, a predicted model, not a curated record
CGGUGACUCGGGAAGAUACAGUACUUUGUAUACCUUAUAAUUGUUUUCCAUAGGGACCUAUAAAACCUGUUUUGCGCUUCCAAGUCUCUUAGGUACUUGCUCCCCUUGUACACCUUAGGUACAUAGUCACUAACACUCGAGUCUCCUAUUCGACCUUCCACAUCUUUUCCCCUGAGCGUCGCAAAUCAUGCCCCCCAAAAAUCGCACCCCAAGCGCCAAGUCCAGCAUGUCCUCCAGAGCGUGGACCUGCUGCAAGUGCUCCAACCUCAACUCUGGCGGCCACCAUGUCCGCGAUGGAGUUUCCCCAUACUCGGACGGCUACGGCGAGACUUGCGAUCACCGGCGCUGUCCCAUAUGCUACGUGAAGGGUGACGACGACUUCACCCACGAUCUCGACGGCAACAUCCCACCAACACCACUACCACUCACCGGAGGCUACUAUUAUUCCCCAACCACACCCAACCCAAGGCCCUCAGCAAAACCUUGCCACGGCCCAGAUGUCCACCUCAUUCCCCCACCACCGCAGCAUGAAGACAACCCCUUCAGCCCCUUUCAGCGCUGCUACCCCGACUAUUGCCCUUCGCACACUUCCUUCUCAACCAGAAACAACAACACCCGGUUCCCCUACACAACAACCUACCUCCAAUCCGCUGCCCAGCGCGGCAACACCAUCACCUUUGCCGAAGCCUUCCACCUGCCCUCCCGCCUGUCAUCAGUAGCAGACACCUGUCCUGAUCAGCUCCUGGCCCUGGCCAAUCUCCGGCUGGACUACUCUGCCGGUGGUAGCGGCAGGAGCGACUCUGUUGCGUGUGAUAAUGACGAUGAGCAUGAGCAUGAUGAUGACGAUAUGAUGGUUACUCGUACCCCUCACGGACACGAGCACCAUCAAGAAGGGGAAAAGCCGCGGAUGAGAGCGACUCAUCAUCGUCAUGGCCUGCGUCAAGACGAAAUGGGCCGGGGUGAGGGCAGUCGGAUGGUCGGAGAAGGUGGUGGUAACGGGUGGUGUGGUGAAGGUAGCAGGGAGGCGAGGAAGAGGAAAGCGGAGAGGGAGAGGGGGAGGGUAGAGGAGAAUGGCAACAAGCGGAGGGACAUGGGGAACGGGAAGGAAAGGCAGAUUGGGAGUGAAAGAUGGAAUGAGGUGACGGCGACGGUGGGUUGUGCUUGGACUACGUCUCGGCGUCCGGUUGAAUAUCAACCUACUCGUGUGGAGGACGGGUCGGAUGAGGAGGGAAUGGGGCUCAGUUAUGGGCCAAGACCGUUUGGAUGGAGAUGCAAUGGACGAGAGGUGAAGCGAGCCUGUUGAUAUUGUGUGUGGGGUCUCGAGAGGUAUGUGAGGUCUAGGGUUCUCUGCUGUGUAACUGUUUGCUAUAUUUACGCCGUGAAAUGCAUAGUUAACAAGUAAUU